CUCGAGGGCCGCGCCGCGGCAGCGCGGAGGCGCGCCCGGGGACGGCCCCGGAGAGGCGCGCGCACCCCUGCCCGCGGAGGGCCCCCGGCGGCGAGAUGGAUCCCGCGGCCUUCCCCGGGGCCGCCGCUCGCGCGGGCCGGGGGAGCCCGGCCCGAGGCGGCUUCCGGUAUCCAGGCACGCUGGCCGACGCGGGGGCGCUGCCCAGACUCGGCGCCGCCGAGGCCGCGCUGGACAUGCCCGCCGUCGGUCGCUUCGCCGGCGGCCGCUCCUGCUCAACGUCGCCCCGCCUGGGCGGCCUCCUGGCCUGCCCCGGGGAGGGCCAGCAUCCGGGCAGCUGGACCCGGCGGCGGCGCCCUGGCACCAGCACCACCGAGCGUUCGCCGACCCCGUCCCCGUGCAUGCGGGCUGGCCCACGGAGCCCUCGGCGCCCUCGUUGCCGUCGCAGCAGCGGGACGGGCCCCCACGUCGAUCGCCCGCCUCUGGGCGACGCGGCGCGGCAGCGGCGGGCCUCCAACGACUCGCUGCAGUCGGGCGCCCGCGGCGGCGACAGAGCGGCCGCCCUGGCGCUGCUGCCGGCGCUCGGGCCGGGCAGUGCGCCGGCGGCGGCCUCCACGCAGGCCCCGAGCGCGGGCUUCACGCAGUGGCUCGGCUCCCUGGACUCGAUGGCCGAGGAGCGGCUGCUGCACGAGGCGCGGUGGCGCUUCUGCCACUACCGCGGCGACGCCUCCCUGCACGAGUUCCGCGCGUGGCUCUGCGAGGCCUCACGCCACGCCGACGAGGCCUCCGUGCAGGCCAUGUGGCGUGCGCAGCUGCGGGCGUGGCUGCUCUGCGUCUCGCGGAGGCGGAGGGGCGGCGACAGGGGCAUGGGCGCUGCGGGCCCGUGCGAGGGCAUCGUCCUCGCGGAGGAGGUGAAGCACCGCAUCGACAGCUUCGUGGGCGGGAGGCUCGUGUGGGGCGUGAUCAACGCGGCCCGCGCGCGGGAGGUGGCGGAGUCGGCCCUCCGGCAGAUCUGGCGCCCCGAGAGCGUCAUGCGCGCCGCCGCCCUCGCGGCGGUGGCCUCCCGCUUCGUCCACCCCGCGGUGGUGCAGGCCGCCGAGGCGGGACACAUGCAGUGUUCCACCGAGAUCCCGACCGACGAUGUGGCGUUGCGGGCCCUCUUCGAGGUCACUGCCGCUGAGUCGCGCCACGAGGUGGGGUCGCUGUUGUCGGCCCACCUCGCCCUCGACGGCUUCGAGGCGGAAGCGAAGCGCCUGCUCCUUCCUCAUCUUCCUGCUCCCCCCCCAGAUUUCCAACAUCUUGAACAGAAGUCAAGGUUUCUGUUCGCCGACUUGUGUUUCUGCUGAGGCCACGGGCCCUAGGACGGUCAAUAAGCUGCCCAGGACGACUAGCUGGUCCCCGGGGAGCGUUCGGGAGGCCUGGGGAACCCGCACUGAAAAAACCAAGGCGUCACAGAUUUGAGUUUCCCACCUCCCCGUUCCGCCUGGACGCGGCUGGGCGGGCCCAUGACCAGGAUAACCAGAUCGGUCCAGAGCGUUCCAGGAACGCUUUCAGAGCCUUCCAGAGCGCUCUGGAACGGCAGCGGCGCCCGACACAUCCUCGAGGACCCCAGGAUUUCAGAGAUCUCAGAUGCCUCCCAGUCCGAGCGUGCCCUGGUCCUGGCUUCGUCUCAUGAGGUGGAGCCGAAGUACCACGACCCCGAGUACGGGCUGUGGCGCGGCUUCUGGGUGGACAAGUGCAACAUGGUGCGGCUUACGCUCAUGUGGUGAGGGCGGGAGCGGUCGGGGAGGCAGGUCAAGACUUCGGCUGCGGACGUCCGCGGACGGUUUUUCUCUGCCGGCUCAAGGCCUAGGGUUAAGUCGGGCGUGUCGGUCCCUGCUCAUGUCUAGGCCCCCUUCGCGGGCGCCAGCUUUUCAGGCCCAAGCGCGCGCAGCCCGCCGCUGCCGCACCGCGCACGCAGCGAUCGGCAGGCCGCGCAGCAAAGAGCACCCAUGCCUAGGAUUACGGUCGGUUCGUGAGCCGGCUCGGCCUUUGCCCCGCUGGCCCUCCAGCGGCGGGCGCUCACAGCUCGCAGCGUCAGCGCCUCGCUCUCUCUCUGCCCGCCCUCUCGAGGCUGGGCACUGCUCGGCCGCCAGGUGUCCGGGCGAGAAGCGCUGCCCGGCCGAUGGGGCGCAGAAGGGGCAUUCGAUCUUGCUUCUCCAGCCUGCUGUUCCAGCCCGCUGCUCCCGCA
Prorocentrum cordatum is the source of this 2227-nucleotide messenger RNA. NCBI's taxonomy places the organism in Eukaryota, Dinophyceae, Prorocentrales, Prorocentraceae. The record is from the annotation of a GenBank genome assembly.